AUGUCCUCCCAGCCAAUCGACGAAGACGGCUUCCACUCCAUCGCAUGGGACGAUGCCCCUUCCCUCCUUCCCAAAGGUGGUCAGUCAGGUACGGCAUCCUCGACGUCCGGCUUUGACAUCUCUUCUGAAUCGGACAAUGGGUUCGAGAAUAUCUCUCCUGUCUCGCCGGGCGCGGGAGAGGGGUCCGCAUCGGGAUCUGGGUUUGCUCCGGGCGCGUCAACGGACACUAUUCAGCAACACAAGCGGUACCGCUCGGAUAUAGAGGCGAACAGGGAGCACGCAGAGGUCGAUGGGACAGAGUGGGGAGGCAGAUGGAUGGCGAUAAGCGUCAAGGACCCUGUCAAGGAACACGAGGGAAGCAAGGACAUGUUUGUGAGCUAUGCGGUGCGGACGCAGACAAACGUUCAGAACUUCUCGCAGCCCAUACCCGUGGUCCGCCGUCGGUUCCAGGACUUUGCCUUCUUGCGAGAACACCUAGCCAAGGCGUUCCCUGCUUGUAUCGUACCGCCUAUUCCGGACAAGCACCGACUAGAGUAUAUCAAGGGAGACCGCUUCGCGCCCGACUUUAUUGAGAAGCGGCGUAUGGAUUUGCAAAGAUUCGCCGAUAGGAUAGCGCGACACCCAACUCUACAGCGUAGCAAGCUCGUCAACGACUUCCUGACAAGUACCGAAUGGACCGUCGCCAAGCACCACCACAUCUCGCACCCUCCACCCGACUCUCACCUCUCCAUGAUGGACUCUCUCUCCGACACCUUUAUCAACGCGUUCAGCAAAGUCCGGAAGCCGGACGCGCGAUUCGUGGAAAUGAGCGAGGAGCUUGAGCGGUUCGAGGAGGGCUUGACGGGUGUGGAGCGCUUGGUCGGUCGGGGCAAGAAUAGGGUAGAUGAUCUGGCGGCGGAUUAUCAAGACAUGGCAGCGGCGUAUCAGACUCUGGGCUAUCUCGAGAGCGGGAUCACCGAGCCGCUCAACCGCUUUGCUGAGAAAAUGCUCGACUUCUCGGCUUUGCUCAAGCACACAAACUCGACCACCACUGAGCCACUCCUUCACUCCUCGCAAUCCCUUCUCGCUCACUCCACCUCGCACCGCAGCACCAUCAAGCUCCGAGAUCAGAAGCAGCUAGAUUUCGAGGAACUUUCGGCAUACCUCUCUGCGAUCGUAUCGGAGCGGGACAGGCUGGCGGCCGUUCAGACGGGGCAUGCGGGCGGGCCGGUCGGGCUGGGGACGUACCUCCGGGACCAGGUGGAUAAGCUUCGCGGGACGGAUGAUAUCCACACAAGACGGGAGAGGAUCAGAAAGCUUGAUAUCAAGAUAAAGGAGUUGCAAGAAGCAGUGACGACGGCGCACGAGACCAGCAACGCAUUCUCGGACGAGGUGCUCAAGGAGCACCAAUACUUUGAGAUGAACAAGCAAGAGGAGAUGCGCGAGAUGCUCCAGUCGUAUGCGGAUGGACAGGUCGAGAUGCUCAAGCGGUCCAUGGAGGACUGGGACAGGAUCAUUCCGGUUCUACAGAGAAUCAGGGUGGAUAUUUGA
This is a messenger RNA of Dioszegia hungarica, 1530 nucleotides long. RefSeq lists its product as uncharacterized. Lineage: Eukaryota; Fungi; Basidiomycota; Tremellomycetes; Tremellales; Bulleribasidiaceae. The record is from RefSeq and is a predicted model, not a curated record. Gene Ontology annotation, cellular component: phagophore assembly site. Bases 1 to 1530 code for a protein of 509 amino acids. Gene Ontology annotation, molecular function: phosphatidylinositol binding. Gene Ontology annotation, biological process: autophagy; cytoplasm to vacuole targeting by the Cvt pathway. The transcript is spliced from 9 exons.